Bradysia coprophila is the source of this 2159-nucleotide messenger RNA. RefSeq lists its product as uncharacterized. Gene Ontology annotation, molecular function: protein binding. NCBI's taxonomy places the organism in Eukaryota, Metazoa, Arthropoda, Insecta, Diptera, Sciaridae. The record is from RefSeq and is a predicted model, not a curated record.
UUACAACUUUAUAUUCUAAAAUGAAGCCUUUUGGACUACAACAGUUUGUCACUUCAUUAAAAUCAAAGUAGUGACCUGCCCAUAGCAACCGUACGAUUCCAUUUCGAAACGUCAGUUUCGUUUCAUAUGAAACAUAUGAAACCUAUGAAACCGAAUUCAGACAUCGGAAGUCAUAAAGUGACCACGCUUCGCUAACUUCAGUCGCAGAAAAAACGUUUUUUUUUGUAAACAUCUAAACCAACGCAGUGCGUUGUCUAAACCCUUGCCUCAAUAGAAAAUAAAGGAAGAUAAUUGUGAAACAAAUUCUGGAAGAAUAAAUUCACUUAAGAUUCGUAUUUGAAUCGAUGGACGACUCUUUCGAAUCAGAAAUGAUGUCAAUACUUCCACUAAUAUUGUAUGAAGAUGAAGAACAGCGACGACGAGAGGAAUGUUUCCGAAACUUUGUUCCCACAACUUUGCCGGUAUUAACAGGAGCAUCAGUGGAACCGACAAACGGUUCCUUAUCGAAUAUCUUAUUGCGCCUAUUGGAGACAGGUCGAUUUUCGGAUGUACAAUUCAAGGUGGGACUGGAAGAAUUUUGUUUCAAUUGUCAUAAAGCCAUCGUUGGCGCACGUUCUGAAGUACUUGCUACUGCUAUGGAAAAACGAUGGACGGAGAAUUGUUCCGAGAAUAAUUCUGUGUUGGACAAGACUGUGAUUCGAUUACCUGGAACCGACGUGGAGACAUUCAAAGUGUUUCUCAAAUACCUGUAUACGGAUAAGCUUGAUCUGAGCCUGAUUGAUGGAGAUUGCACGGAUCUACUGUUGAAGCUAAUGUCCCUUUCUCACAUGUAUCAAGUAGACGCUCUUAUACAGGAAUGUGUUUCCCAAGUGCCUACCAAAAUAAAUGCCCGAACGUGUUGGAAGAUUUAUCAAAAAACGAGACAGAUUGCAAAGAGUCUGUCCGAAAAGAGUUUCAAGUUUCUCUGCGAUAACAUUCACGAAGCAGGAGCCAGAAACGAAUAUAAGAAAUGGGAUGGAGAAACUGUUCGCAGAAUCUUAUCACUUGAACGUUCGUACAUCUCUGAAUUGAAUUUGUUUGCUGCUCUCGUCAACUGGCAGCAAUUUGCUGCUGAUCCAUUGGAACCUCCCAGAAAAGAAACAUUCAAGCAAGUGUUAUUGCCGUUGAUACGGUUCCCUGCGAUGAAUUUGAUUACAUUUUCGAAAGUGAUCGGUUUCAAUGUGCUUCCGCAAGCUGAAGUCAAGCGCUUGCGUCGAUAUAUCGUGAAUCCGAAUCCUAACAGAAGGAACACGAGCAUCUACAGUCACAUUCCGCGAUUUGUGGACAGCUUUCAAUUUAUCCUCAACAUGUACCAGAAGUACAAAUCGACUACGUGCAAGGAUAACGACUGGGACAGUUCUGAUGACGAAUUCAUGCGCUUAAUCGAUUCUCGAAGAGCAGAGUUCAGUAUUGCAAUGAGUUCUCCUACGACAGUAAUUGCAUUGACGUUGCACAAUGCCAGAAAAUGGGGUCGUUUCAGCGUCCAAUGCAGAUACAACUUGAAAAUUACAUUUCAUGUAUAUAUUGGACAGUCGGUUAUGUUCACGGAAGAACACUUGUUGGUCGUUGGUGGACCAGGUGCCAGGGGAUCUUUGAUUCGAUUUGUUCUGGAAAAACCAUUUCAAAUGAAUCCGGGACGCAUCUACGAAUUUCACAUUUUGUAUGAAUUGUUGGAGGAUGAUCCAGACAUGGUGAACCAGAAUGAAUCGUACCAGUACGAUGUCACGUGGAGUACGAUGCCAUGUACUAAAGUGAUCCAUCGGAAAGUCGGUCACGGAAUCGUACUGAGGACCAAUUACCAAGUUGAAGAGGAAGAGGAAGGCGAUAAUGUUGAUCAUGAGCAAACACCUCGAUGGAUUCAAUCGGUUGAACUAAAAAGUAAAGUCUCACAAAAUUGUCAACAAUUGUGUGCUGUGUCGUAAAACCGUAUUCGAAUUGAUCUUGUUGAAGUAAAAAAAAUAUGUUUUUUGAGCAAAAAAAGUGUUCAAAUGUUCAUGUCAAUUUUAAACUUACACUUGAGCCUAUGUGUAUUGUUAAAGAAACCAUUUUAUAAAUUUGUUGGGUAUUCAACACCCACUUUAUUUCGAUUAAGAAUGUUGUUCAGAGUAAAAAUUUGUCCA